This is a messenger RNA of Coregonus sp. 'balchen', 6246 nucleotides long. NCBI's taxonomy places the organism in Eukaryota, Metazoa, Chordata, Actinopteri, Salmoniformes, Salmonidae. The record is from the annotation of a GenBank genome assembly.
GAUGAGAGCCUCUGGACCAGCAUAAAGAUCCCCUGAAUCGGGAAGGUUGAGCGGCCUCAUUCUACAACAGUACCUGGCUGGGACAGCAUGGAUUCUCUCCUGAGCUACAGAAGAGGUAGCAGCAGCGACAAACAUUUUGAUGUUGGAGGCUGACCCCGACAUAGCCAUCGACCAUCGGAAUACUAAGGCUGGAGUCUCUAUAGAGACAUGAACUGCUGUCCUUGAUCCACAGUGCGUUAUGGUGUGAGCAGGACUAAGCAGCGCUCCCACACAUCCCCUCCCACCCGGGCACCAAGCCAUGUCUCCUCUCUCUGCCCUGGGUGUUUUCUGUGGAUUGUUCCUUCAUAUAUGUCUCAGUAAAUACAACACUCACAGUUGUAUCCCACGGAAGAGUGUCCUCUACCAGGGUAAACCCUUCACUGUCUCCUCUGCCCUGUUUUCACAUAACGGUGCAGUGAACUGCAUCUGUUUCCUCAAAUACUAAAAAGUUAGCUAAAUGACAUGUCCGUUUUGCUUAAUUUAUAACUAGUGAAUGAACACGCACACAUAGUUUGUGAUACUUAGUUUUCAUUGAGUUGUCUAAUGCUUUCCUGUUUUAGGCAAUAUGAAACUGUUCAGAGAGGAAGGGAUUUGGAACUACUCCACCAUGUUGGUUCGAGAGGAUCUGGGCCUGCUGCUGCUCGGGGCUCGAGAGGCAGUCUAUGCCCUGGACAUCAAUGAUAUCUCCAUCAAGAAGUCUGGGGUAGGAACCUCUGUUUAUUACGGCUAUUCAGUUAUCUUGUUUACUUAUCAGUUAUCCUGUAUCAUUUGCCUACAUGAUUUGAAUACAUCACAAAUGGACUGCAAUAAAAAGGUCUGCUAUACCUUCUUUGCGAUGACCUAAUACCAAUGCCUUCGAACCAUAAAAUCAUUACCUAGAACAUACUUUAACGUGCAGCUCUCUGUUGUGUCAGGUGUAUUGGCGGGUCACUGAGGAGAAACAGAGGGAGUGCACAUACAAAGGGAAACGCGCUGAAGUAAGUGGCUCCAUCAAUCACAAAACAAUUCUCCACACAGACAGCUGUGAAGUGGUAUGCUGCCAGUUGUUUAUGAAGACACCCAAUGAAGACAUAACAAACAAACAGAUACAAACAUUGAAAUCUGUACAUUACUAUACCACCCUUGACAUUUCUCAUCCCUGUCCUGUUGCAGAUCGAAUGCCGUAACUACAUCCGGACGCUGCAUAAAGCGGAUGACAGCAGAAUGUAUGUGUGCGGGACAAAUGCUUUCAGCCCCACUUGUGAUUACAUGGUAAUUAUAAACUGGGUGGUUCGAGCCCUGAAUGCUGAUUGGCUGACAGCCGUGGUAUAUCAGACCGUAUACCACGGGUAUGACAAAAACAUUAUUUUUACUGCUCUAAUUAUGUUGGUAACCAGUUUAUAAUUGCAAUAAGGCACCUCAGGGUUUGUGGUAUAUUGCCAAUAUACCACGGCUAAGGGCUGUAUCCAGGCAUUCCGUGUGGCAUCGUGGCUAAAAACAGCCCUUAGCCGUGGUAUAUUGGCCAUAUACCACACCCCCUCGUGCAUUAUUGCGUAAGUAUAGCUUGGCCUGAACAGGACAGCUAGGACAUCUCCCUGUAAGAAUAGCUCUGUUUGAAGCGAUCAUGUGACUGCUGUAGGAAGACAGUUGUCACACUGAAUAUUUACUGUGAGUGGGAAAUGUAUGCAUACUACAGACACCUGCCCUCUGUAUCUCUACUGUUAGUGGCUACUGAGUGUAACUCAUUUUGCCCUCUGGAGUUUAGUAUAAAAUAUAUUCCUACCGCUCUCUCACUGAAGCAACUGUGAAUGAAUAAAACGAAUAGUUGCUUUGUUUGUGACCCUGACAGACCUACUCUGAAGGACAGCUGAGACUAGAAGAAGUGCAGGAGGAGGGAAAAGGGAAAUGCCCCUUUGAUCCCUUCCAGAAAUACUCCUCCAUCAUGGUCGGUAUGUACUGUGACUGUCUGUCUUUAGUUAUCUGCUCUCACACAAGGACAGAACAGUGCACCCAGUGAAGUUCAAAGUUAACCAACUGCAAAGUAGGGUUGUGCUAUCAAAGGUGCAAUCUCUAGCUUUCAUUUUCUGUUAAAAGUGCUGCUGCUGCACUUGUUUGUAAAGUGAAGGGGGUGGGUCUUUGUGAAUUGAACAGUUUUUUUGCUUUUUGGCUGAAUGUGUUCAUAGUAGCUUGAGUUACCAGUGGCACAAUGAAAGAGAUUGCACCUGUAAUUCUCCAAAUUAGUUUUGUUUGACUAAUAUUUACAAUAUUAUUUACUUUGCUAGAAGAUCCAUUUUCCUCUGUUGUGAUUCUUGUCAUGUCUCUGGUCUGCCAGGAAAUGACCUGUACUCUGCUACCUCCAUCAACUUCCUGGGCUCAGAGCCUGUGGUUCUCCGCAGCUCCUCCUCUGUGCUCCGCACUGAGUUCAAGAGCUCCUGGCUCAACGGUCAGCUCUCCCACUCUGUUCAUACUUGUGUUAUAAACUUGUAUACUACUAUACACCAUGCCUUAUGGUGCACACGUGAAUAGUAUAUAUCUCCUAACACUUGAAGAUUAAGUUAGAAUGGCAAAAUGUAUCCAAAGCAUUUUACAUACUUCUGUGCCUUGAGUAAUAGCCUAGAUCCUAUAGGUCUCUGUGGUUUUAAUGAUAAAACUGAACUUCAACUGCUCCUGUUAAACAGGUCCUGACAGGUAGCGUAAUAAGUGCUCAUUGUGAUUUCAGAGCCAAACUUUGUAUACAUGGACCUUGUCCCCGAGAGCAAUAACAACCCAGAGGGUGAUGACGAUAAGGUCUACCUGUUCUUCAGCGAGAACGCCAUGGAGUAUGACUUCUACAACAAGCUCAUGGUGUCACGAGUGGCUCGUGUCUGCAAGGUAGCAACUUGCUCCAAAUUUACUUUCAGCUGCAAGAAGUUUCAUUGGCCCAUACAUGGUAUUUUAAAUAUAAAGAAAGGACAGUAUGUGUAUACUGUUUAAACAGUGCAAGGGUAUAAUGUGUCAAAUCAAAUUUUAUUUGUCACAUACACAUGUUUAGCAGAUGUUUUUGCGGAUGUAGUGAAAUGCUUGUGUUUCUAGCUCCAACAGUGCAGUAUAUCUAACAAUUCACACAACCUAAAAGUAAAAUAAAGUUAUUAAGGAAUAUAGAAAUAUUAGGAUGAGGAAUGUCGGUGGCAUAGACUAAGAUACAGUAGAAUAGAAUACAGUAUAUACAUAUGAGAUGAGUAAAGCAAAAAUAUGUAAACAUUAUUAGUGACUAGUGUUCCAUUAUUAAAGUGGCCAACAUUUUUAGUGACUAGUGUUUCAUUAUUAAAGUCAAUGUAUAUGGGGCAGCAGCCUCUAAGGUGCAGGGUUACGAAACCUGGUGGAAGCCGCCUAGUGAUGGUGUGCAUGUGUCUUCUCUCCAAAAGUAUGAACUUGUUUAACUAGAACCAAUGUUGUCUCUCACACUGUGUGUAGGGGGAUAUGGGCGGCCAGCGGACACUCCAGAGGAAGUGGACGUCGUUCCUGAAGGCUCGUCUGGACUGCUCUCUGCCAGAGCCCAGCCUGCCAUCCAUUGUACAGGAUGUCUUCCUGCUCAAAAAUGAUGACUGGCGCAAAAGUGUUUUCUACGCAGUGUUCACUCCCCAGUCGUGAGUAGUCUGUAGAAUCCAGUGAUUUUAGACUUGAGAACAUUGUUUCAGUGGGAAGUGGACUGUUUCUAAUCUUUGCGAUAUUCUGACUCUGUUGCUUUAAGCGCAUGUUUACCAUAAUCAUAGGGCCAGGAGGUUAACGUAGGGCCCUAACCAUGAUAUACUUGAGGUUUGAAAACAUCAAACAUGUUUUUCUGACUGUUUGCACUAGGAGCUCGUCCGACAUGUCUGCAGUGUGUGCGUAUAGUGUGUCAGCCAUCGGAGACGUGUUUGAUAAGGGGAAGUUUAAGACGCCAGUGACUGUGGAGACGUCCCAUGUGAAGUGGGUCAUGUACAGUGGAGAGGUGCCCACCCCAAGACCUGGAGCUGUAAGUCCCAUUUUAAUAUAAUUGUGAAGAUCGAAAUGGUUUACGGCCACAAAAGGAAAUUAUCUACUUUUUCUACAGAUCAGCUACUAACUCAGUAAUAAAUGUAUUAUUAUUACCACUCAUCAAUCCUCUGUUUUUUCAGUGCAUUAACAACGCAGCAAGGGCCCUUGGGAUGGAGCGCUCCCUGGACCUGCCAGACAAGACCCUGCAGUUCAUCAGGGACCGGCCCCUCAUGGACGAGGCCGUGCACCCGCUGACCGGCCGUCCGCUGCUGGUCAAAAGGGGAGCCAUGUUCACACGCCUGGUGGUGGACAGCGUGCUAGCUCUGGACGGGGAGAGAUACGCAGUCAUGUUCAUCGGCACAGGUACUGAAUAGGACACACACAGCCCCAAAACAGACUUCUUCUGGCAGUGGAUCUCAGACAAUGACAUGGGCGUCGUUCUCUCCCCACAGAGAACGGCUAUGUGCAGAAGGCAGUGAACUACGCUAGGGAGAUGUUCAUCAUUGAAGAAAUACAACUGUACCAGACCCCAGAGGCUAUCAGGACCCUGCGUCUCUCUAGCACGGUAACAAUCACCCAGUCAAUCAAUUAAAACUUGAUUUUAAAUAGCGUUUUAAACAAAUACAUUUGUUACUAAGUAUUUAUCGGCAACUCGGGUUUAAACCCCCAAGCAAGGUGCAGCACCAACUUUGUAUUGACAUCCAUAUGGUCAUUCACAUAAUAUCAACAUAAGGAUUUAACUGGAUCAAUGUCAGUUUGUUGUCUCCUGGCAUUUCUGUAGACAGAUGGUUACUCAUUUACUAUUUAUUUCCUUAGUACAAUAGUGCAUUCAAGGAGAAUGGCACCCGGUCAUUGCUGUUACUAACAGCGGGUGAAGUAGGCUCAUCGAGCUGCUGAUUCUCAUGUGGUAUUGGUUUGUGUUCUUGUUUCCCCAGGGUCAGCUGUAUGCAGGCUCUGAGUAUGGAGCUGUGCAGAUGCCUCUGAGUGACUGUGGCCGUUAUGAGUCGUGUCUGGACUGUGUCUUGGCCAGAGACCCUUACUGUGGCUGGGACCUUUCCACUGGCCUCUGCUCUGCUGUGGCCAGCUCACUCUCUGCCUCAGACACCACGUACGAUCCAACACACACCUGCUUUUCGAGUAAUGUGAUUUAGAAUUUCAGUAUACCAUAUUUAUAGUAUUUUUUUAUUUUUCAGGAACAUGAUUCAAAGUCUAAAAGAUGGUGACAACUCACAAUGUCCGAAAUCAGGUAAAUGGAUUUCACAAUAUUUAAUUGUUCAGAUCCCAGCACACUAUCAACAAAUGACAGAGUAUAGACCAACUGUAGUUACUACUUACUUUGUUUGUGUGUGUAUUGCAGAGACCAUGAAGCCAGAGAACUACACCUUAGUUCCUGGCAACAACAUCAAGCUGCCGUGCCAGCCUGACUCCAACCUGGCACAGGUACAGUGGCUCUUCUCAGGGCAACCGCUGCUCUCUGACACCAAGUACUACAUCUACAACGAGGGCAUCCUCAUCCUCAAUGCCUCUGCCACCGAUGCCGGCCAGUACACCUGUGAGUCUGUUGAGCAGGUGAACAGCCGACCGUACACCAGGACAAUGGCAGUCUAUCAACUGUGGCCCCACACUAACAUAGAGGAGGAGCAGAGUGAGACGACGACAGAGUCCCCCCAUAGUCACAGUACCCCAUUACCAGAGCUCCCGGAGGAGCCAAAAACUUUGGAUACCCCUCUCCCCCCUGAGUCACAGUGUGAAGACAGCAGGGUGGUAGGGCUGCAGGUGGUGGUGGUGAUCCUCUCUCUGAUGCUGGUUGGUCUAGUAGCCUGGAAUCUGUAUAAAGGAUGCUUUAGAAACAGAUUCUCCGAGAACUCAGGCUCUGGCCAGGUGAAAAGGCUGUCGGUUGACAUUCAAAACAAUAUAACUUCAGAGUUCAAGCUGCUGGGACCUACACCCAGUCACAGUGCUGACAAGAAUCACCAUGCUAUCAUAGCCUUCAAAGGGAAUGGGGAACACCACUUCUCUCCUGGAAUCAACAUUUCCACUGUGGAUGGUUUGGGGUACAUUGAUGAUGAGUCAGAGAUCUGACCCUCAGUGUUCACCACUCUCUGGGGUUUGCGCUCUCUCACCAGGCAGCUGAUUUAAGACACUAGCGCAGUGUCAAGCUCUGGACAUUGGACUUGUGUUGGGCACGUUUGUGUUAUUUUUCUAGGAAUUGUCCUUAACAUUUGCCCACCA